Messenger RNA from Macrobrachium nipponense, 4392 nucleotides. RefSeq names its product E3 ubiquitin-protein ligase RNF14-like. Gene Ontology annotation, molecular function: zinc ion binding; ubiquitin conjugating enzyme binding; ubiquitin protein ligase activity. Gene Ontology annotation, cellular component: cytoplasm; ubiquitin ligase complex. The record is from RefSeq and is a predicted model, not a curated record. Gene Ontology annotation, biological process: protein polyubiquitination; ubiquitin-dependent protein catabolic process; positive regulation of proteasomal ubiquitin-dependent protein catabolic process. The transcript has 10 exons. Lineage: Eukaryota; Metazoa; Arthropoda; Malacostraca; Decapoda; Palaemonidae. The coding region runs from base 229 to 1950 and encodes 573 amino acids.
UAGAACAAAACUAAACUGGUACUUCCAGCGGUUACCACAUUGCAUAUAAAUGAGCAAUUUAUCCAGCUCACUAUAUAUACUGCAAGUAGUCGGCUAACAACUCAAGAAUCAGGAACGUCACCUACGAUAACAUCGAUGGACGUUGCGGCUCAAUGAAUUGACAAUAGUUAGCUCAGCAGUACCGGGUAUUCCUGAAAGUGGGCGGGACCUGUAUCACCUACAUGAGUGAUGGCAGUGCCGCCGCCGCCGCCAGGAAAUUUGAAUUUUCGACUGUCAGAGGUGAAGACUAUGUCUCUUGAUGCAGAGGAGCAAGAUGAUGAAUUACUUGCUUUGGCAAGUAUCUAUGUGGAUGCUUUUACUUCAGCCCAAGAUCAAGAUGAGGAAGAAAUCAGGAAGGGUGGUGAGCUAGCAAUCCUUUUAGAUCUUCCACCAGAUUUUUCCCUGAUUGAAAAGCAGACUAGAGAGAAUGGUGUGGUUCAUGAGGAGAAACACUUUGUGGAACAUUUGCCCCCAGUCUAUGUUCAUUUUACUUUUCCUCCUUCAUAUCCAUCAACUUUGCCACCUUCAUUUACUCUCUCUUGCAAGUGGUUAAAUAGAGCACAAUUGACACAACUUUGCCAUGAAUUAGAUCGACUGUGGGAAGAAAACAAAGGUGAUGUUAUCAUGUUUACGUGGUCACAGUUCCUGAAGGAUGAAACUUUGAACCUUCUAGGGAUCAUUGAUGUGCUAAAUGUGGAAACCAUUAGACCUGUGAGGCAGUCGUCAAUCUGUAUCGCACAAAAUAGCCCAGAUACAAACCAGGACAGUGGUAUUGUGCCUGAUGAUGAAGCAAGAGCUCAACUUUGUAGUGUAGAUGGUGUAGAUAGUGAGAGUGAUAAGAGUAAUGCUGUAACUGGGGCUAUCAGCUUGGUAGUGUCAAGACAGAAUAGUCAGACUUAUGACUGUAGAACUAUUCAAGACAUUGCCCCAAAGACAAACCUACUGAAACUUCUCAGAGACUAUGAUGAAGAAAUGAGACAAAAAGUCUUUACCACCAGGAACUUUGAAUGUAAAGUUUGUUUCAUGGAUAAGUCUGGUGCACAUUGCCUUGAGUUUUGGCCUUGUAGACAUGUAUAUUGCAAGGAUUGUAUGUCAUCUUAUUUUGAGGUGCAGAUCAGUGAAGGGAAUAUAAAGUUUCUCAGAUGCCCAGAAGAUAAGUGUGAAUCUGAGGCUAACCCCAAGCAGGUCCAAGAGUUAGUUCCUGAAACCUUAUAUCAGCGUUGGGAAGAAAUGCUAUUGAACUCUACUCUUUCUUCACUUGGUGACAUACAAGUUUGCCCUCGUAUGCACUGCCAGUAUCCAGUUACCAUUGAAGAUCGGCAAGGUCAUUGUCCUUCCUGCAAGUUUGUCUUCUGUGGGCUUUGCAGGUUUGGCUGGCAUGGUGUUGAACCAUGUCGCCUAAGGAAGGGUGAGCUCAAAGACAUCAUGGAAUCAUAUUUAAAUGGGGACCAGGAAGUCAAGCGAGGUUUGGAAGAGCGGUAUGGAAGGAAGUAUAUAAGUAACUUAAAGGAUGAAUAUCUGUCCAUGAGUUACUUGGAACAGAAUUCCAAGAGCUGUCCCAAAUGUGGAGCCAAGAUUGAGAAAGUUAAUGGUUGCAAUAAAAUUACCUGUUGGUGCGGCAUUCAUGUCUGUUGGCUCUGCUUGAGGAAACUGAAGUGCAAUGAUCCUUACAGUCACUACAACGAAGAGACUUCUCCCUGUUUUGAACUUCUAUUUGAUGGAAUGGAGGUUCAGGAAAUUCCUGAAGAAAAUGACAUUUGGAAUGAUCCAGAGUUAAAACAGGGAAUGGUGCAUUCGAUGGGAUUGGCAAGUGUAUUCCCUACUGGUAUGACUGUUACAACAUCCCUGUCAGGCAAGGUGUUAUUUAUAUCUCUCCUCCUCCUCUCUACUUGUAAUGGUUCAAGUCGAUAAUGACAGCCCUGUUUCCAAGUGAAGGCAAUGUCUGAUGCAGAGGACUAAAGUUUGUGCCAGUGUCUUCUCUAGCCCACCAAUACAUCGAAAUGGACAGCAAACCUUUCUACUCUCUUGGGCAACUGGCUGGACCCUUCCAUGGCUACUGGAAUGAUAAGGUAAUCUGGGCUUUGAGGUUUAGAUGGAACUCAAUAAUGGUAUAAAGAGCAAUGGUGCCUCCUCUGAUGUUGCUGGGUAUAUGACUUUUGUUGCUGGUUUGAGUAAAGACCUAUGCUGAUAUGGAGAUUUGGGAGAAAAACAUGGAGGAUGACAAUGCUUAUAAGGUGGAAGAACUGAGAUUAAAGUCUGUCGCGAUGCAAGUGAUGGAGUUAGCUUCCUCCAGUUUAUAAACCAAAGCUUCUGGGCGCCAUUCAGGGACCGAGGAGUCAGCGAAGUCAGGUAGCCCAAGUUUUUUAAUCACUAUUGCCAUCUGAUAAAAAUGUAGAGAAUAUGAAGGACAAAAACCCAUUCAAAAGGAUGAGAUGGCAGGUCAUACCUGUCCCUUGGACAGAGAUAAGGCACUUACUGCCAUGAACCAACUCUGCCCACACACUUUUCCCUCAUGAUGCCUUAUGUAAAGGCCAAGGGGAGGGGUCUGUCUUGGAAAUGUUGCUGACCCAGUUGAGAUUUCUUGAUGAAUGCAGAAGUCCUAUUCCGGUUUUUCUUUUUUGUGGAAAACAAAGGCUAAAACAACUGUACUUGGUGGAGUUGAAUCUUGUCCUCUGGGGGCAUUCUGGGUGCCAGGGGUACCCCAUUGUUUCCUAAAGCUGGAAGGACCAACCAUUGGAUUCCUGGGAGAAGCCAAACUUCUCAGUGGUCAAGCAGGAACAGCAGGAUGAGGAUCAGAAGAGAAACAAUCAUGUUGCUGGGAAGAAAUGUCACAAAACAAAAAGAAAUAAAAAAAUGAGAUACAGUGCAGUGCAACUGCCAGACUAGCACCACCAAAAGGGAAUGAUGAGCAAAUUAGAAGUAUGUUAAGCAUAAGAGGAAUCUCUUUUGGAAGAUUGACAAUUGUCAGGCUAAUAGUACUGUGUCUGAAUGACUCAAAAGAGCAUCUUUUGCUGUGGUGGCCAAAGGAGGAGCAACUUGAAUUGUGGCAGCACCUUGGGGUGAAAGUGCUGUGUUGUACAUGAGGUUGCUGACAAUCACGCAGUAGAAGGUUCCACUACUUGCAGGUUUAGGGACAGAUUUUUCAUUCUCAGGGAGGCUUGAGACUAACAGAGAAUUGUCAAAGGCAGAGCAGGAAUUGCAGGCAUGAUCAUGCAUGGAGGCAUAGCUGCAAUUGCUUGACAGCUGGCAAGGAAAUAGAGACCUGGAUGGAUGUCACGGCUGCCAUAAGAGACGCUGAAGACAUGUACAUACUGCUGGUGAAUAAAUAGAAUUGGAUACCUGCAGGCACUGCUGGAGGGUCUGUGGAGGUAGAAAGGGUUGCAAUCAAUUUAUUCACAAGUGACCCAACUACGAACUGAUCUUGAAACCCCAAACAAACCUCUUCCAUCAGUCUACAAAUAAUGUAUCCACAACCUCCAGAAACAAACACUGAGAUGGAGUGACUAAAAAUCGUAGGUGCUGGUGAAAUCAGAGAGUCAAAGGGUGAAGGAAAAUCCUUCCCAGGAGUGACAGAACGGUAAUCUGGAGCCAGCAACCUCCCACCACAGCAAGUCCUCAACAAAAGACCAUAGCCUACUUGUACAGCUCUUGGGUUAAGGGGGGGAGACAGAAGUCAUUCAAAUAAACCCCUGGCCACACCAACAAAUCAAGAGGCAUCUACUGUGGCCUUUGGAGCAUGACACUCAUUAGUAUAAAGUAGCCAUUGAUCCAAGGCUAAUCGGUACAUACUGGAUAAGUCUGUUGCAGUGAUAACUUGGCCUUGACAAGUGUGCGCUGUACAUGCAGGUUCUUAUCUAAUAAGGACAUAGAAGAGCUGCAUACCUCGCCCUAUACUGGUAUGCUAAGGCAUAAUAUUGUACACAGAAGUAAUUGUAGAAAAUUCCUCAUUCCCUAUGAAGAUAAAAGCAGAGAAAAUAAUCAGCAAUCACACAAAAACUUUCAGUGCAAAUUUUGAAACUAGAUCAUGAGAAAUAAAUGGAGAAUGAACUGGAAAUGAGGAACUGCUUCACUGAGAAAAUCUGGAAUGGUGAACUGAUAAGAACAACUUGCAGUUACCAAAAUCACCAGUGCUGAAAAUUUGCAACAAUAGUGUCAAUUAAGGAAUCCCAUUUAUUGUGACAGUGAUUCAAUCCUAAAAGGAAAACUUAACAGCUACUAACAUUCAGUGAAUAAUUAUCUCACUAGCUUGAAAACAAGAGAGCCAAGUAAAAUAAAGCUCACUGGUUACUACCAAUACGAAAAACAUUGAAAUAAGGAAUUAAGGAAUAUGAAUGGCACCAUGAAACAAAGUGC